AAGAGGCAGCACUCUUUUGUUGAGUUUUCCACUCGGUGUUCUGUGGUGUGUUCUGUCGAGUUUUGUGUUAAUUGAGUUUUAUAUUCUGUAGAGUUUGUAAGCGUAGAUGAACUGUUCUUGAAAACCGCCGCAAUUCUUUGAAUAUAUCUCUUCUAUUUCCUGUAUAAAUAAGAAAGAGGUGACGAGGGAUAUAAUGUUCGCCAUUUAAUUGGACUGUCACGUUAUAGGCUAUAUCAUUCGACCGAGAUUAAAACCCCUUCUCAGAAGAUCUAGUUUUAACAGCGUAGGAACAAAAUAUUUUAAACAAUGGCGGACUGUCUUAUGCGCGGAGAUGAAGCCUUUCUGCACCGAGAUUUCGAAAAGGCGUUGUCAUUUUAUAGUGACGCCGUCGACGCAAAUAACGACAACGCAGAUGCAUUCCGGAAGAGGGGGAACUGCCAUUUUGAAAUGCACAACUACGCAGACGCGGCUGAUGACGCAGCUUCCGUCUUGAAACGGAAGCCAGGAGAGACGUGUGGAUAUAUUUUAAAGGGGAAAUGUCUCACUCAGUUGAAAAGAUUUGAAGAGGCCUUCGAUGUGUACAAACACGGGCUGACUAUUGACCCAGACGAUGUCGGGAUUACGCAAGAGCUCGCCAGGCUACAAAGGGAAAUAAUUUCUCACCAUGACACAACAGAAACGAUAGAGUCAUCUUACAACGCCGUGACUCUUUGCUCUCAAGAUUGCUACCCAGGUGAUGAUGAACUAAUGCGCCAGGAACUAAAAACAAUGGCUGACCGGAAGCUGGACGAGUUACCUACCCUGACCUCUAGGACGCCUAACUUAAAACUGUCAACAGAAGAAGUACUAAAAGCCGACAUUGAAAAGGCUGCUGGAAAUUUAAACGGUUUUUUACAAAGUUUAACAAUGGCGCUAGAAUACAACAUGGGGGACACUUCGCUGUUAAAAGAAAGAGCUGAAGUGUUGAAAAAGCUCGGUGAUUUUGCUGAAGCAUUCCGAACGUGCAAUGUCAUAGAUAAAAAGAAAAGAAGCAAAAAUGACUGGAUUCUGGGAGGUAGACUCUUAUCAGAACUAGGUCUUCCCGUCAUGGCAGAAUCCUGGUUCAGAAGAGCAACCGAAAUGAGCUCGCCAGUCGACACAGAAGCCGCCAUCUUGUUCCAGAACGUUCGGGUCAGUCGGAUCUACGGUCCAUUGACGCUGGCCACGCCAGUGGAAGUGAGAUUCACGCAGUACGGACGAGCUGUGUUCUGUCAGCAACCAAUGAUAAUGAAGCAGGUGAUUUUCAGAGACAGUCCUCUGGUCCUGGCGCAGACUCUCGACACCCAACAUAUCCCGGCAUGCUCGUUCUGUGCCACGUCAUUAUUGUGUCCAGACGACGUCUUCGAACCGAGCGCUCUGACGAACGACCAAGAUCUGAAAAAAGCUCUGGGACUUUUUUGGCCAAAGCGUCAGGUGUUUUCCUGCCGGAAGUGCAAGACGCAGAAGUACUGCAGCGAGGCAUGCGCAACCAAAGCGUGGGAUAAUUACCACAGAGUUAUCUGCCCGGUCGUGAAUCCGAAGGUGGAGAAACUUCACCAGGUGUGUGUGGAGUACAAUGACCUCAAGGUCGGCGACAGUCGCGUCUGGAAGGGUUGGUGGAACGCCUCCUUCUCGCCUAUGCUGCUCGCCAGAAUCUGGGCAGCCAUUGUCUGUGAAGGAAAACGACUGUGCAGCAAAGCGGGAAGAAAUAAACCAAACGCCGCUGAUUGGGCAAAAGCCCAGGCGCCCUACCGAAGAUUCAUCGCCUAUGGUCAUGCGAGUAAUGCAACGAUGAUCCCCAACAUGCUGUCGUUAAUGGCGGACAUCUUCAAAGACAUUGGCGAAGACGGGGUGACGUAUCACAUCACGGAGCGCGAGUUUGACGGGCGCUACUAUCAAUCCUCUUGCAACGUCCAGGCGUUCUCGGACCCAAACAGUCCGCUCAAGCAGUUCCGAGACUCCAUCACUGAAAAACCAAGAUGGCAGAAACUGCUGAAGUAUCUUCCGCGAAAGCUGCCAGAAGCAGAGUUUGCGGGAUUAUUUCCCUUGCAUGCCUGUAUGAAUCACUCGUGCGCCAAUAACGCGGAAGUUCUGGACGGAGUCAAGGACGGCGUGCCGGGCGUCGCUGUCCAGGCCAGAAAAGUCAUUUCACCGGGAGAGGAGAUAUGUAUAAACUACGUCGAUACCCGGAUGCCCCGGCGCGACCGGAGGGCGUGGCUUUUCCGAGCAUACAACUUCUGGUGUCACUGUCCGCGGUGCGAGUUUGAAGGUGAUGGGCCGGAAGUUUGUACGCAGUGUAAAAGAAAGUGCGACGAGCCUGGCAGGAAAGUGUUUCCGGUGUGCAGUAAGUGUAAGAAGGCGUGGUACUGCAGCCAGGUUUGUCAGAAGUUGGCGUGGAAGACGGGACAUAAGAAAAUAUGUUAUUCGAGACUUCUUUCAGAAUAACACAUGAAACGCCCUUUUUAGCUUACAAGUGAACCUUUUAAUAUCUAGCUAUAGAAACGAUAUUACUGUGCCAUGGUUUGUACUGCCCUUCCCCCAGGUACUUCAGUAUAGAUAUGACCCUGAUUAGUUGCCAGUAGCGGGGAACGAUCCAUGGAAUAUGUCAAUGUUUGGUUUAUAAUGUGAGACGGCGGGGGUCUCUCAGAGGGCGGGUGUCUCUCACAAAAAAUGAAAAUUUGAAGCUAUUUGGUUCUUAUGGCUUAACUACUGCGCCACCGAGACCGUUGUUGGUUUGUUCUUGGGGGGGGGGGGGGGGGGGGGGGGUGCGUACAGUGGAUAUUAGCAGAUACAAGGGCGUGUAUGAAACGGCACCAGUCCUGUCAGUUAAACAAAUAAACACACACACACACACACACACACACACACACACACACAAAACAACCACAAAUGAAAAAUAAAGCUCUUGAAUUCUGGUGGACGCCUCAAAAUGCAUAAAAUACCAUUCCAGACACACGUUUAAUCUUCAUAGUCUUAUGUUUGACCUCCACCCGCACUUAACUGUCCUAUAUCCACUUUUUACGGCAACCGUUUAAAAAGAAAAGAGGAAACCAGUUUUCGUGCUAUAUAUUCGACUGUUGAUGUAUACUGCGUAUACUCGAGAUCACGGGGAAUAAAAAAUAACACCAUUUUAAAAUGUACUGUAUCAGAGCAUGCGGUUGUGAACUUCCAGUAUGAUGUGCUCAAUGACAAAUGAGUUUAACUCAUUAGAAUGUGUUACAGUAAUAUUUACACUGGAUCAAUAAACGCAUAACAGAG
Molecule: messenger RNA, 3276 nt
Organism: Gigantopelta aegis
Lineage: Eukaryota; Metazoa; Mollusca; Gastropoda; Neomphalida; Peltospiridae
Product: potential protein lysine methyltransferase SET5-like
Exons: 3
Coding region: 307-2463 (718 amino acids)
Molecular function (GO): protein binding
Source: RefSeq, a predicted model, not a curated record